AUCGUAGGGAGUGAGCAUACGGCUCGCGGUGCUCAUGCUUAUCGGUUCGUACACGAACACGACGACGACGACGACGACGACGACGACCACGCUCCCGGUUGUUCGCUUCUUCCAACUUUGCGUUGCUUCACUAGCAUGCCGGACGCGCGACGCUAAAGUUCCACCGACUGUUACAAUUUCAAAGUCCCUAAUCGAUCGAUUGAUUGACCCGUUGAUCGAUUAAGUACGAGACAAAUCAAGAAUUUUUGAACGCCGCUCUUCGUCGUUGUUGCGAAAAGAAAAAAAACAAAAAAAUACUUCGAGUGCCCAGGAUUUUUUUUCAACGAUAUCUUCACGGAGUUCCGACUGACACCUGCCGCUCCGUUGCAUACCUACUUUUUUCAUAUCUCGAGCUAGUGGAGAAAAAAAAAAAAAAGAAGUUGGUAAAAAAAAAACGAACGACGAGAAAACCUACGAGACACGAAGAGGAAAAAAAAUUUACAACGAAAUAGAGACGGAUAACAGGAUAUAGGAUAUCGUCCUCAACGUUGGAAGAUCUACUCGAUUCUUGGCUCAAAUAACGCGAGAAACUCAAGUUCGGGCCGCACCACACGUAUUCGUAGCUCUGCAAUAAAUAUAUAUUUUUUUUCUCUCUCGUCUCUUUCAUCCGUCGUAGGGAAACUGCGGAGAGGGAAGCGGAUAUUUUGCCUACCGUCCGUACCGAGAGAUAAGAAAUCUUCAUCAUGAUGACCAGGAUGUUGCUUCAGGAGCCCGGGUGGAAAUUGGACAGAAAAGGCUCCGCGCUUUUUCUGCGGAGGGACAGCACGCAGCUGGGAUCCGCGCGCGUCAGAUUCCGUUGCGACGUCGAAAUAAGGGAGUUCGAACGCGACGAAGAUAAUUACGUCGAUUCGGAAACCGUCGACGACGCGGCCAGCCCAUUUGCUAUGUGCGCCAGUUGUCUGGCCGCUUUGUGCGUCACGGUCAUUUUGCCGUGGCUUCUGAUCGGCGGUUAAUCCGAAAAAGAAGAUUCGAAUCGGUCGAGAGACCGCAGCGUAUGUAGAAUGAGAAAAUGAGGAAUUCUUCUUCUUUCGAUUUUUCGUAUUCUUUGUUUCUUUUUUAAUUAAAAAGUAAAUUUUUGCGCUCCGUACAGAGGCGAGAGUUUCUCGUAUGAAAUUGAAGCGCGGUUUUGGGUCCGAAUAAAUCGAUGAAAAAUUGCCCGACGUUACGAAGUCGAUGGAAAAAGGGGACCGGGAAGACAAGCGAGUGAAAUAAAGGGCGCGUAGGUAAAUUUGAUUGCAAAGUUUUAUGUUAUCUAAUUUUUAUAAUCGUGACUAACGUCAGUUUGUUUGUCAUCUGCGAAUUAAUCUCAUCGUUAGGGUUAUACGAUUUUCUCGCCCUUGUGUAACCUCAACAAUGCCAGAUAAUUGACCGCUGAUUUCAAUUAUCUGCUGGUUGAUCUAAUUUCAACUUUGACACAGAAUCAACUAUACGUUCGAUUCUUUCGACCCUCGAUGGGCUUAAGAGCUUAAAAGCUCGCGGCCGGUAAUUCUGACUGAUCCAAAUUUGUCCCGUGUAUACCACCGUGGUAUAAUGGGGCUGAAGUAGGGGGGACGUGAAAUUGGAUUUAGUUUUGUUUCCCCGUCUUUCUCUGCCGAGAGAAAGUUAAGUUAACAAAAAUUAGGUAAAAGUAUAAAUAUACCUUUUAUUAUUUCCCAUCAAAUUUUUUUCUAUUAUUCAUCUUCGUUUCGUGAAUAAUAAAGAAAGCAAACGAAUUAUUUGAGAGUUAGAAAAAACGAUUUUUCAAAAAAAGCUGUUGAACGCAGAAGUUGGUAGAAUCUAUCGAAAUAUUACCUGCAGCAUACGGCGAAAAGUGAAAAGGGAUAUUCGCAAAAAUUUGCCAAAAAUGCAUUUGUACGAUAAUUCAAAUGCUUAGAAUAAUAAUAUAGUGUAAUUAUACUGCGUUUUAAUUGUACAAAUUUAAGUGACUUUUUUUUUUUGAUUUAUUUGUUCGUUCUUUUCUUCCUUUCGUUUAACUCAGAUUUUUAUCCCUGUACGAAAAAAGUAUUUCCUAAGUAUAUAUAAUAUAAUUCCUGUAUAUAACGACGAUUGCAUAUAUGUACACGUGUAUCAUGUAAUUUGCAUAGAUGUUAAGAAAUACAUAUUUUUUUAAUAAAA
This is a messenger RNA of Athalia rosae (coleseed sawfly), 2154 nucleotides long. RefSeq lists its product as uncharacterized. The coding region runs from base 723 to 992 and encodes 89 amino acids. The transcript has 2 exons. The record is from RefSeq and is a predicted model, not a curated record. NCBI's taxonomy places the organism in Eukaryota, Metazoa, Arthropoda, Insecta, Hymenoptera, Athaliidae.